UGACGGCCGCUGGAACCGGGCGCGGGUCCGAUCGGCUUCCCCGCGGGCGAUGCUGGCGGGAGGGCCCGGGCCAGGCCUGAGGGGUGGCGCCGAGUGUGUCCGCGGUUCUUCGGGAGUCCCCGGCAGCCCAUGCCCCACCCAGCCGGACAGCGACGUCCCAGCGAGCCCCCUCGGUGCAGAGCACAGUUAGGAAAAGGAAAUCCUUAGCGGGUCACAAAGGAGUCCGCAGUCUGGGCGAGUGCAGGCGCGUGUGAGCUGCCCACGCUGUCACUACCCAGGGUACCCCAGGGAGUGUCCACCCGCCACAUCCGACCAUGUCCUACGUUUUUGUCAAUGAUUCUUCACAGACUAAUGUGCCCUUGCUUCAAGCCUGCAUCGAUGGGGACUUCACCUAUUCCAAGCGGCUUUUGGAAAGUGGCUUUGACCCCAACAUCCGAGACACCAGGGGCAGAACAGGCCUGCACCUCGCCGCGGCCCGAGGGAACGUGGACAUCUGCCAGCUGCUACAUAAAUUUGGUGCUGACCCACUGGCCACGGAUUAUCAGGGCAACACUGCCCUCCACCUGUGUGGCCACGUGGACACCAUCCAGUUCUUAGUCUCCAAUGGACUCAAAAUUGAUAUUUGCAACCAUCAAGGUGCUACCCCUUUAGUUCUGGCCAAGCGCCGUGGCGUGAAUAAAGAUGUCAUCCGGCUGCUGGAGUCUUUGGAAGAACAGGAGGUGAAAGGAUUUAACCGAGGCACACACUCGAAGCUGGAGACCAUGCAGACCGCCGAGAGCGAGAGUGCCAUGGAAAGUCACUCUCUGCUCAACCCCAACCUGCAGCAGGGCGAAGGGGUCCUGUCCAGCUUCCGGACCACGUGGCAGGAGUUCGUGGAGGACCUGGGCUUCUGGAGGGUCCUGCUCUUGAUCCUGGUCAUUGCUUUGCUGUCCCUGGGCAUCGCCUACUAUGUGAGCGGGGUACUGCCCUUCGUGGACAACCAGCCUGAGCUGGUGCACUGAGGGCUCAGAGAUGAGGCAAGGCCUGUCAGCGUUGGUCUUCAGUUCUUAGAGUAUUCUCAGCGCAGCAGUGAGGGCUGGUUUUCGUUUGGAUUUUUACUUACCGUGACUCUUUAGGAGAAUGAAGUUUUCCUUUGAACUUGCCCUGUGGUGGGUUACCCUGCAUCCUAGUGCUACCUCGGACUGCCACAGCCUGGGUUUAGGGACUAUCUGCCCCAGGCUUGUCACAGCAGGGACCCCACCCUGAGAGAGGAGCAGUGACCCCCAGAAAGCAGAUUGGUUUUUUUCUUUGAUUCUGUUUUGUCCAUGGAUUUUGUCAGAGCCGAAAGUGAAACUUUCAACUUAAAUUUUGAUUUUUUUUUUCCUCACAACCUAAAUGGCAAAUUAGAGCUGUCAGACUCUUUGAGUUUUAAAGACUGCUUUCAAACUACUCACAUGGCCGACAGUCUUUAACAUGGAUGAUUUGAUCUAACAUUUGGUUGCUGUGGGACGAUUCUCAUUCAUUCUAAACUGAUGGCAGCAUCUGUAAAAAUCAGCCUGUAGAGUUCACUACUCAGUCCCCAGACUCCUCCCACUUUAUUUUUGAGAUGUACUGCUCAGAAACCAUCAGGAAACCCUUUGUAGUGAGUGGGCAGUAGAGAAAGAAUCCUGUCCUCCACUGUCACCAUAAUGUCCAUCCUGUCAGCCCGCUGUGUGUCACGGUCAGCGAGUGUCUGACAGCGGAGGUGGAGGAGUCCGUCUGCCUCAGGAACCCUGGACGAUGUCAUGCUGGAGUCAUGGUUCCCGUCUGUGUGUAGGUGCACGGUGUGAUAGGGAUCUGGAUCCCAACUACACGGUAGCCUCUUAGAGUGUUUGGAAGUCCUUUGCCUGCGGUUCUGUAAUAUUUAUGUUAUUAUGGAGGCUUAAUAAUUUUUCAUUAAGUAAAAUCUGAAACCCACAGUAAAGACCUGGUGGUUUUGCUUUCUGUAGCAAAGACUCCACUAGUUGACUCUGGAAAGUGGGCCCGUCCGCCAGCCUCUGGCUUGCUGGUGUUUUCUCCUCUGCUUUUAGACACCAGGUAUAGACACUUUCUCUCACGUGGCUGUGUCCUAGCUGAAGGAACUGCUUCCCAGCCCCUGACGUCAGAAUCAGCCUGCAGAGGCUUACUCCGACUUGAUCCUGUUUGGUGGGAUGAAAGGAGGGAGAGCAGGUGUCUGCCUGGAGGCCGGCGCUUUAGAAGUCGCUUCCCGUAGAUCUGGAUGUCUGGACCGUGUAAUGCGGUGCAUCUGAGGUCCUGCUUCCUGCCCCGUGCUGGUUUCUUUGCAUUGUGUGUUCUGCAUUCUUUGUUCAGUAAUAAAUAAUAAAUUUAUUGCACCAAUAAAUGUAGUUAUAAGUC
Messenger RNA from Alexandromys fortis (reed vole), 2373 nucleotides. It is a transcript of the gene Ankrd46, whose product is annotated as ankyrin repeat domain 46. Bases 315 to 1001 code for a protein of 228 amino acids. Gene Ontology annotation, molecular function: protein binding. Gene Ontology annotation, cellular component: nucleus. The record is from RefSeq and is a predicted model, not a curated record. The transcript has 4 exons. Lineage: Eukaryota; Metazoa; Chordata; Mammalia; Rodentia; Cricetidae.